AUGAAAAGAAUUAUCGUCAAAGAAGGCUCGAAAACUAGGUACUAUCGUUCAAACAGUGAACAUGGUGUAUAUGAGGAAAGCGGUGAACCUAUGCCGAGUUCUGUCGAGUUGAGUGGACAUGACUCUACUUCUAAUGUGAAUAAAACGAAGGUAAGCUUUAUAAAGACUAUUAAGAGAAGAUUCACUAUACGGACGAGCAAGAAACACCCCAGUAGGUCGAGGUCGAAAACAGAGGAAUGUACAACUCAUCAGUCAAUUCCACAACAACAAGAAGACGAUGCCAGCAGCCAUGGUUUGGGUUAUUGUGAUAGUUUACGUCCGCGCGUCUGUGUUGGCAAUGGUACGAGUAAUUUUGACUGUACGAAAGACGUGGACAAUCACAAGGAAAACACAGAAGACAACGACAAGUGGAACAACAAUGCAGGUGAUUUGGAUUCAACAUGGACUCUACCAGGCACUGAAAAUAAUACACAACACACAGACGACGCCAUUGACGACAUUCCAAAACACAGUUCAUCCAGGGAAACGCAAGACAAUAAUGGAAUAAAUCACACCGAAGACCAGUCAUUAGCAAUAACGCAACCACUUAGUGGUACGGAUCUCGAUACCUGUGGUACAUUCGACGACCAUUCACCAACAUUACAUGAACAACUGUAUGUUCUUUCAAAAAAACAUUGGUACUGGGGACCAUUGACUUCUAUUGAGGCCGAUGAUAUACUAAACGACAGACCUGAUGGAUCAUUUCUUGUCCGUGAUAGUUAUCAUGGAUGCUACUUGAUAAGUCUUAGCUUCCGUUCUUAUGGCAUGACAUACCACAUUAGAUUUCAAUAUUACAAUGGUAUGUUCAGUUUGAGAUGUGGAUACUACAACCAAUCAAUUGUAGAUUUAAUAGAGACAUACAUGCAAGACUGCAGAGAUGGGGAUUUCUUUUAUACCAGUGGAUAUAUUGCAGUUAAUCUGACUAAUCCCGUGUCUCACUUCACGGAUGUUCCGUCACUUCAAUAUCUAUGCAGAUUUGUUAUCCGCGAAUUUAGUCGUUUGGAUCACAUCCAGCAAUUGCCACUCCCACGAAGGAUUAAAGAAUACCUGGCAGAAAACCGCAUCUGA
Molecule: messenger RNA, 1107 nt
Organism: Saccoglossus kowalevskii
Lineage: Eukaryota; Metazoa; Hemichordata; Enteropneusta; Harrimaniidae
Biological process (GO): intracellular signal transduction; phosphatidylinositol phosphate biosynthetic process
Cellular component (GO): phosphatidylinositol 3-kinase complex
Molecular function (GO): 1-phosphatidylinositol-3-kinase regulator activity
Source: RefSeq, a predicted model, not a curated record